Messenger RNA from Urocitellus parryii (Arctic ground squirrel), 3565 nucleotides. RefSeq names its product TNF receptor superfamily member 21 (gene Tnfrsf21). NCBI's taxonomy places the organism in Eukaryota, Metazoa, Chordata, Mammalia, Rodentia, Sciuridae. Gene Ontology annotation, cellular component: plasma membrane. Gene Ontology annotation, biological process: signal transduction; humoral immune response; negative regulation of myelination. Gene Ontology annotation, molecular function: protein binding. The record is from RefSeq and is a predicted model, not a curated record.
GACUCAGUCCCUUGCCGGCGGGUCUGGGCAGCGGAGGAGGGUGUUUGGUAGUGGCUGGAGGCUUCGCUAUGGGAAGUUGUCCCUUUGCUCUCUCUGGGCCAGCCCUCCUCCCUGGUUCUCCGCAGCCGCUGUCUGAGGAGAGCGCCGGGAGGCGCAGGCUGCAGCCGCGGCUGUUUCUCCCAGCCCGGGCGGCCGCGCCGCUCGGCAGGUGCUGAGCGCCUCCAGAGCUCCCUUGCCACCUCCCUCCCCUGUCCGGCUGCCCGGCUGCCGCAGUGCACAUGGGGUGUUGGAGGUAGAUGGGCUCCCGGCCCGGGAGGCGGCGGUGGAUGCGGCGCUGGACAGUAGCAGCCGCCGAUUCCAGCUGCCGUGGGGCCACGAGCCCCGGGCGUCCCUGCGAGCCCCCGGCUCAGCCAUGGGGACCUCCGCGAGCAGCAGCACCGCCCUCGCCUCUUGCAGCCGCAUCGCCGGCGGAAUUGGAGCCACGAUGAUCGUGGGCUCCCUUCUCCUGCUUGGAUUCCUUAGCACCACYUCGGCUCAGCCAGAACCGAAGGCCCCAAGUCUCAUUGGCACAUACCGCCAUGUUGACCGUGCAACUGGCCAGGUGCUAACCUGUGACAAGUGUCCAGCAGGAACCUAUGUCUCCGAGCAUUGUACCAACACAAGCCUGCGAGUUUGCAGCAGUUGCCCUCCAGGGACCUUUACUAGGCAUGAAAAUGGCAUAGAGAGAUGCCAUGACUGUAGUCAGCCAUGCCCACGGCCAAUGGUUGAGACAUUACCUUGUGCUGCCUUGACUGACCGAGAAUGCACUUGCCCACCUGGCACGUUCCAGUCUAAUGGUACCUGCGCACCCCAUACAGUGUGUCCUGUGGGCUGGGGUGUGCGGAAGAAAGGGACAGAGAACGAGGACGUGCGGUGUAAGCAGUGCCCUCGGGGUACCUUCUCUGAUGUGCCUUCUAGUGUGAUGAAAUGCAAAACAUACACAGACUGUCUGAGUCAGAACCUGGUGGUGAUCAAGCCGGGGACCAAGGAGACAGACAACGUCUGUGGCACACACCUGGCCUCCAGCACGGCCCCGCCUUCCCCUGGCACAGCCAUCUUUUCAAGCCCUGAGCACAUGGAAUCCCAUGAAGUCCCUUCUUCCACUUAUGUUCCCAAAGGCAUGACCUCAACAGAAUCCAACUCUUCUGCCUCUGUUAGACCAAAGGUACUGAGUAGCAUCCAAGAAGGGACAGUCCCUGACAACACAAGCUCAGCCAGUGGGGAGGAAGGCGUGAACAAGACCCUCCCAAGCCUCCAGAUAGUCAGCCACCAGCAAGGCCCCCACCACCGACACAUCCUCAAGCUGCUGCCAUCUAUGGAGGCCACCGGGGGCGAAAAGUCCAGCACACCCAUCAAGGGCCCCAAGAGGGGCCAUCCCAGACAGAACCUGCACAAGCAUUUUGACAUCAAUGAGCACUUGCCCUGGAUGAUUGUGCUUUUCCUGCUGCUGGUGCUUGUGGUGAUAGUAGUAUGCAGUAUCCGGAAAAGCUCCAGGACUCUGAAAAAGGGGCCCAGGCAGGAUCCCAGCGCCAUUGUGGAAAARGCGGCGCUGAAGAAAUCCAUGACUCCAACUCAGAACCGAGAGAAGUGGAUCUACUACUGCAAUGGCCAUGGUAUUGACAUCCUGAAGCUGGUCGCAGCCCAAGUGGGGAGCCAGUGGAAGGAUAUCUAUCAGUUUCUGUGCAAUGCCAGCGAGAGGGAGGUGGCCGCUUUCUCCAACGGAUACACAGCGGACCACGAGCGCGCCUACGCGGCCCUGCAGCACUGGACCAUCCGGGGCCCCGAGGCCAGCCUCGCCCAGUUAAUUAGUGCCCUGCGCCAGCACCGUCGCAACGAUGUCGUGGAAAAGAUUCGCGGGCUGAUGGAGGACACCACCCAGCUGGAGACUGACAAACUGGCCCUCCCAACAAGCCCCAGCCCACUUAGCCCAAGCCCCAUCCCCAGUCCUAACGUGAAACUUGAGAAUUCCACUCUCCUGACUGUGGAGCCCUCCCCGCUGGACAAGAACAAGGGCUUCUUCGUGGAUGAGUCCGAGCCCCUUCUCCGAUGUGACUCCACAUCCAGCGGAUCCUCGGCAUUGAGCAGGACGGGCUCCUUUAUUACCAAAGAAAAGAAGGACACAGUGUUGCGGCAGGUACGCCUGGACCCCUGUGAUUUGCAGCCUAUCUUCGAUGACAUGCUGCACAUUCUGAACCCUGAGGAGCUGCGGGUAAUUGAAGAGAUUCCCCAAGCUGAGGACAAACUAGACCGGCUAUUUGAGAUUAUUGGAGUCAAGAGCCAAGAAGCCAGUCAGACCCUGCUGGACUCUGUUUAUAGCCAUCUUCCUGAUCUGUUGUAGAAGUAGGGAGACUGCAUUCUGAGGAUCGUGCUGAAGAUUAGUGGCAGGGUGGUUUUGUUUUGUUCCUGACUUUUGUUUUUUUGAGGGUGUGUGUGUGUGUUUAACAGAAUAUAUGGCCAGUGUUUGAGUUCUUUCUUUUUCUUUACCCUUCUGGGAAGUUCGAUUAUAAGUCUUUUCAAGGUAUAACUGYUGCAAAAUAUCCACCACUAAAGGUUUUUAAGUUCUGUAUUAUCUCCGUUUUUGCCGCCUUAUGUAUUUUCAAAAUUGUUCUGUGCACUUUAAAUUCACUUAACUUACCAUAAAUCUCAGUGUGACUUUUCCUGCACACUGGAUUAUGGGGCUCUUAACUUCUUAAAAGUGUAAAUGGCAUCUCAUGAAUUCUAUAAGCAGUCUUUAUGUCUUUCAACACCUACUUUUUUUUUCCACACCUACUUUAAAAAAAUUAUUACUACCAUUUUUAUUAUUGUUUGUCCUUUACACAUGUUCUUAAGAAUUAAGGAAAUUUAAGACCCUGUUGAGUUACUGUAAUGCAAUUAGUCUUUGGAUUAUCUUUUUAAUAUGUCUGUGUGUAGUUCAUAUUCAUGGCUGAAACUUGACCACACUAUUGCCGAUUGUAUGGUUUUCACCUGGACAUUGUGCAGAAUGCUUGAUUACUUGUGCCCCUCUUAAUGUUAAUAUGCUCUGGGCUAGAGAAAUGAAAUCCUCAAGCCAUCCGGACUUGCCGUUUCAGUGGCUUGACACCUGGGCCACCAAAGAAUUUGAACUUCAUCUUUUAGGGAUUGAGCUGUUCUGGCACACAUUGCUGCACUUCGGAAAAUCAAAAUUGAGUGCCAGUGGCACCUUUUCCAUAGAGAAUUUGCCUAGCUUUGCUUUAAAAGAUGUCUGUUUUUAUACACACAUAGCCAAUAGAUCCAGUCUGCCCUCAAGGCCUUGAUCUUGCUGGAUUUCCUUCAUCAUUCAAACACUUUAAUUAAAAAUGGCUGCAGCUGUAAGAACUCUUGUCUGAUAUAUUUGCAACUAUGCUCCCAUUUAUAAACCUACUGUCUAAUGCUCAGUUGCCAGAUUCUAAUGCAAAGGUGGUGUGAACUCCCUUUGUGUGUUGGGGGUUUGUGGGUAGUGGUGAGGGACCGAUAUCAGAAAAAUGCCUUCAAGUGUACUAAUUUAUUAAUAAAUAUUAGGUGUUUGUUA